AUGAUCAAGGCAAUCUUCUACAGCAAGUUCGAUACGAUAGAGGGACCCAAGGUCGUUCAUCAAGUCCCUGACGGAGCUAUCGUCCCCUCUCCUACCGCGCCCUCACAACCACCGUUUCUCAUCUUUUCAGACGUCUCCUUCUUCGUGAUUCCCCGCCAGGAGCUCUGCGGAAACCUUCUACAAGUCUGCACAAAUGGCUAUCGUAUCCUGGGCUACCCAAUUUGCAUGAAGUCAGUGCGCUACGAUCGCAAUGAAUUUAUCUUCAACUUCUGUAUAGUCCUCGCCGAGGAGGACGAUUUCAGCACAUAUAAGAGCGUGGUACAGAAGCUCGCAGACCUCAUGCACGGACUAGAAGAACAGAAUGGCUUCUUGUCUCGCGAUUUCUCAAAGAGCGGGGAGGGAAAGGUGUACAGUCUCUGUGAGAUGUUGAUGGAGGACUUGAACAAUUAUUGCGAGUGCAUGAUUCCUAUUGACGAGCUGAAUACUCUCAACAUCAAGCUUUUCCCGAUAUACCCCUCUCCCCCGAUUGUCAAGGCCUGGCAAGUCCCGCUCUUCACGUUGCGAUACCAGGCCUUUAUGGAUGAAAAUUGGGACUUGACCUUGCAAAGGAUUGUACCACACAUCAACGGUGUUAAUAGCGUCCGCAUCAUUUCCAUUCUAGCAGAUACAGACUUCAACCUCACCUGCCGUGCCCUUCGCCAUCUCCUUUACUACGGCUGCCUGUUCAUUCUUGAUAUCUUCUCCUUCUCCUCAAUUUACGCCCCAACCGCUCAAUUCAGCUACACAAUAGGCUCCGACGAGGCAAUGCAACUAGAAUGUGCCCGUUACGUGAACCUCCGCUUCGCACCACACCCAACAGUUGGUCCCUCUUCACCCCUCCCAGCAAACCUAGCACCCAGCCCAAGCGUCAACGGCAGCACAAACAGCAGCACCGGAACAGCCCCACUCUCAAGCUCUCUCCUGGGCCCGACCCCCAGCCUAACGCGGGAAGAAUCCCGCUUCGACGCCGAGGAAAUCUGGCCCCUCCUCGGCGCCGAAGAAACCCCUUCCAGCCCCACAGAACCAACCAACUCACUCCACAAACCAGCAGUCGUCGAUGGCGUCGCGCUAGUCGAGCUCUAUGCAAGUCUCAAACAAGGCCAGAGCGUGAAGCAAUGGUACGCCGCACACAGCCGAUCUCUAGCCAAUAUCGACAUCAGACGAUUCAUCACCUUCGGCGUGAUCAAAGGUUUCCUGUACCGGGUACAUAAAUACGCUUUUGCGACGGGUCAGCCGGCGCAGGUCCCGCGGUCGUCAUCAUUCACGCCGACGGGGCAGUCGUCGCGCGCGACAACGGGGUCGAAUACGCCGUAUGCUGUUUCCAGUGUUGGGGAGGAAGCGUCUAUCUCGGCAGUUGCUUCUAGGCGGGAGUCUAGUCGCGAGCGAACGGGGUCGUUGAUGAGUGGGAGUCGGGGCGGGAAUGGGAGUGGUGCGCCGUCGACGUUUUGGGAAGAGGAGGAUGAUAUUGGGGAUGAGGUUCUUGGGAAGUAUCUUGAUGGGACGCAUUGUUUUGAUCAGAUUUGCACGGAGUUGGAAAUGAGUGAGAGGGAGUUGACGGCGAGGUUGAAGAGGUAUCCUUGGGAGGUGUUGAUUCUUCAUAGGUGA
Penicillium paradoxum is the source of this 1644-nucleotide messenger RNA. RefSeq names its product nitrogen permease regulating protein NPR2. Gene Ontology annotation, molecular function: GTPase activator activity. The record is from RefSeq and is a predicted model, not a curated record. Gene Ontology annotation, biological process: positive regulation of autophagy; negative regulation of TORC1 signaling. Gene Ontology annotation, cellular component: GATOR1 complex; vacuolar membrane. Lineage: Eukaryota; Fungi; Ascomycota; Eurotiomycetes; Eurotiales; Aspergillaceae. Bases 1 to 1644 code for a protein of 547 amino acids. The transcript has 4 exons.